ACCUAUGUUGCUGUUGUCCACGUCAUUGUCGUCGUGUUGACAUUUCUUUCGUUACCAUUCAUCGAUUCCAAUCAGUGCAAGAUUCACAAUGUCUGCAACAGCAGGACCUGUACAUGAGAUGCAAGCUCCCCCUCCUUUGGUUUCAAAUUCUGAAAGCACAGAACCUGUUGCGGGAUCAGCUGAUGGUACACCUACAUCUGCAACUGUUCCAACAAUGGGUCUGUCAGUUCAAGGGACAACUGCAUCAUCUUCAUUGCCAGAGUCCAUUCAAUCUACUGUUGCAGCUUCUGGAACUCCUGCUCAAAGCUCAUUAUCCCAGACGGGUUCUCUUGUAAAGCAAAAUGAGCCUGCUCAAGAUUCUGUUAGGGCUAAAUUUACUUCAUCAUCAGGCUAUGUUGUUCCAGCACCGUCUUUUUCUUACAAUGUGGUUCCUCGAAUGAAUUCAACCCCUUCAAAUGCUCAGCAGCCGUCAUCUUCUCCUGCUUUUAAGUGGACACCACCAAUGCCUGCUGCAGCUCUACAACCCCCUGUUCCUGGCCAGUUUUUAGGCAACAGACCUUUUUCAUUCAGUGUAGUCCCACAUGCUAAUGUUGUCCCAGCAUCUGGUCAGCAGAUUCAACUUGAAACCGCUCCUGUACAAGUACAGUUUCAAGGUGGAAGGUUUACUCCUUCCAGUGCUUCCUUGCAACCACCAAUUCCAAGACAACCCAUCCGUGCUGCUUUUGUCCCAGGUGCUGUAUCUUCAAAUUCACCUGCACCUACGCAGUUUCCUUUGUCUGUUCCUAGAGGAGAUGCUACAAAGCAAAGGAAUUUCUUGUUCAGUGGGAACAAUCAACUUUUGACUGCAGAGAAAUCUGAAACAACCCCAUCUACUGAAAAACAGAAUACCUCAGAUGCUGUUGCAAUGGUAACUACUAGCACUUCCUCAAGUCUGGCUAGUUCUUUCUCUGUACAAACGUCUCAUUGUUUGCCAUCUAGUACCUCGAUGGCCCCUGGUACAAGUGUCAAUUCCAGUUCAACAAGCAUGUCGAUUCCAGCUGCUCCAUCUUUUACUGUGCAUGCUGAAAUACCAAGCAGUGACAGGUUCCAAGCAUUUUUGGGAAUUUCUAAUUCUGCUGUGGUUUCAAAUGCUGCCACAAUAAAACCAACAGCCACAAGUUCUUUUUCACCACUGAAGCCCAUUGUUCCUCUUCCUGCUACUCUACCCCCCGCAAUUCCUGUUCCUGUACCAGUUCCUGUUCAUCAAAACCUUCAACAGCCAACAAAUCCAGUUUAUGCAUUACAACCUACAAUGGCUCCAUCCCCUCAAUUCUUCUGGUCGCAUCCACCUCAAGCUGGUCAGAUGCAGCAUGUACCAUUUUCACCUUACCCUGGCUAUCUUCCUGCACCUUUUCCUCAAUCUGUCCAGGGAAUACCUCCUACAGUUCCUUCGGUGUUUGUUCAGCCUCCUGGUGUCUCUCCAGUUGUAUCCCAAGUUGAACCAACAACAGGAUGUCUCCAUCCUGAAAGCAGCUCGAUAGGAGAAUUACCUUCAUCAGAUAUUGAUCAGGGUAAAAAAUCCAUCAUUGCUGACAAGGCAGAAAGAGAUACUAAUAAUGAAAUAGAAAAUGCAUGGACAUCCCACAAGACAGAGACCGGUGCAGUCUACUACUAUAAUUCUAUUACUGGAAAAUCAACAUAUGAAAAACCCUCAAGUUUUAAGGGAGAGCAAGAGAAAGCCACCAACCAGUCAGGUCCAGUUUCAUGGGAAAAGUUACCUGGUACUGAUUGGACACUUGUAACGACAAAUGAUGGGAGGAAGUACUAUUAUGAUACCAAGAACAAGGUUAGUAGUUGGCAUGCCCCAGCAGAGGUUGCAGAACUCAGGAAAGGUCAAGAAAUAAAUUCAACAGAAGGAAAUGAAGCUCCACCAGAGGCUGGCAUGCAAGGAGAUAAAGUUUUUGCAUCUGUUAGUAUUGAUACUCCAGCUGCACAGACUGGUGGUCGUGAAUCUGUGGCCCUUCGUUCUGGACAACCUGUUCCAUCAUCAGCAUUGGAUUUGAUCAAGAAGAAGUUGCUCCCUGAAACAGGCUCUCCGAUAACAUCACCUCAUUCAACUUCUGGCCCUACUGCAUCAGAUACAAAUGGAUUGAAAGCUGUUGAGUCAGCUGUCAAGGGACAAAAGCCUGCUAUUAGUAAAGAAAAAGCAAAAGAUGCUGCAGGUGAUGCUAAUAUGUCAGAUUCCUCAUCUGAAUCAGAUGAUGAGGAAAGUGGACCUAGCAAAGAAGAAUGCAUUAUUAAAUUCAAGGAAAUGCUUAAAGAACGAGGAGUUGCACCUUUUUCAAAAUGGGAGAAAGAACUGCCGAAGAUAGUGUUUGAUCCACGCUUUAAGGGGGUUCCAAGUCAUUCUACUCGAAGGGCAUUGUUUGAACAUUACGUUAGGACACGAGCUGAAGAAGAGCGCAAGGAGAAAAGAGCAGCACAGAAGGCUGCACUUGAUGCUUUUAAACAAUUAUUGGAAGAAGCUACAGAGGACAUCGAUCACAAAACUGAUUAUCAUUCAUUUAGAAAAAAAUGGGGUGGUGAUCCCCGAUUUGAGGCCAUUGAUCGCAAGGAACGAGAGCUUCUAUUGAAUGAGAAAGUGAAGGCUGCAGAUGAGAGGAUAAAAGCCCUACGCAUGGCUGCUUCCAGUAGUUUUAAGUGUAUGCUUCGUGAUAAUCAAAAUAUUACACUGAACAGCCGAUGGUCCAGGGUAAGUUAUUUUUUCAAUAUUGCUUCUUAUUAG
Molecule: messenger RNA, 2764 nt
Organism: Zingiber officinale
Lineage: Eukaryota; Viridiplantae; Streptophyta; Magnoliopsida; Zingiberales; Zingiberaceae
Product: pre-mRNA-processing protein 40C-like
Exons: 13
Coding region: 89-2764 (891 amino acids)
Cellular component (GO): nucleus
Molecular function (GO): transcription coregulator activity; RNA polymerase binding
Source: RefSeq, a predicted model, not a curated record